CUCACUGUCAACAACCCAUCCUGAAAACACGCUCACAACUGAGAGUCGGGAGUCAGUUUGAGACCUAGCAUCAUUUAAACUCCACCAAAGGCACAGAAGCCAGAAGAGAAAAAUGAAGACAGGACCUUUUGAAAUGGUCACCAUCCUAUUGGCAGCCAUGAUUCUAAUGGACAUCUUCCAGGUGAAGGCUGAAAUACUAGACAUGGCUGAUAAUGCAUUUGACGAUGAAUACCUGAAGUGCACUGACAAGAUGGAAAUCAAAUAUGUUCCUCAACUGCUCAAGGACGAACGAGCCAGCCAUCAGCUCUUAGAUGCUGUGUGGGAGCAUGCAAAAGCCAGAUGGGAAACCCGAAAGCCUCAGAUCUCUUUCCCUGUGAAUUUUAAGGACAACCAUGGGAUAGCCCUGAUGGCAUACGUUUAUGAAGCUCAAGAGCAAACUCCCUUUUACCACAUGUUCAAUGAAGCUGUGAAGACGGCUGGCCAGUCUCGGAAAGAUUAUAUCUACGACUUCCAGUUCAAAGCCUUUCAUUUUUACCUGACAAGAGCUCUGCAGUUGCUGAGAAGACCUUGUGAGGACAGUUACAAAAAUGUGGUAUAUCAAAUGAGCCAGAGUCCUUCACUGACACCUGGAGGGCUAGACCGAGCCAGGUUUGGCCACAUGGCCUUGGCCUACUCAGCCAAACCACAGACUGCUGACGAUCAGCUGAUUGUGUUGUCCAUCUUCACAUGCUUUGGCGUUGCUGUUGAAAGCUUUUCUGCUAGAGAAAGUGAAAGAAUGACUCUCAUACCUCUGAGUGAGGUUUUUCAAGUGUCCAAGGAAGGGGCUGGUCAUAACCUUAUCCUUCAAAGCACGAACAAGACCUGCAGCCAUUACGAGUGUGCGUUUCUCGGUGGACUGAAAACUGAAAAUUGUGUCGACAACCUAGAAUAUUCUCAACCUAUCUAUGUCUACAGCUCUGGUGAAAAAACCCAGAAGCUUGAAGACUCUGGUGAAAAAACCCAGAAGCUUGAUGACUCUGGUGUGAAAAUCCCUGAACCCACCCAGAUAUCUGGAAUGAAAGUUCCAGAGCCUUUUCUGCUACCUGGAAUAAAAGUGGUGCAGCUGAAUGAAAACCUUGAAGACAAAAAUCAAGGAAAUAUCAACAAUCCCAAUCCAGGUCCAGUUCCUGUUCCGAGUCCCAAAACUCAUCCUUCUGCAUCCUCUGGCAAGAUGCUGCUUUCACCGUGGGGGACAUUCAUUAUUUUAAUCAGUGCUUCUACUAUAAACCUCUUUGUUGCUCUGUAGUUUGAUAUAGUCUUUCUUAUUCUUUACUUGAAAUACACUACUUUUGAUCCCACAGAUCAAAGGAAUGAUGUAUUUUUCACUUUGUUGGCCAAAGUCACUUGAUAAAACAAGAAUUGUUUAUGUUAUUCAUUUUGUAAAUUCAGAAAGUUGGUCCAGAUGUUAUAGAAUUAAUUUUUCACUUAUUUCUAUACUAAUCUUAUAAUUGAAAAAACCCCAAACUGUAUACUUUUAAUAGAAUUCAAUAAAGGCAUUAUUAUAAUUUCAGAA
Molecule: messenger RNA, 1552 nt
Organism: Carlito syrichta (Philippine tarsier)
Lineage: Eukaryota; Metazoa; Chordata; Mammalia; Primates; Tarsiidae
Gene: ART3
Product: ADP-ribosyltransferase 3
Exons: 12
Coding region: 113-1285 (390 amino acids)
Molecular function (GO): NAD+-protein-arginine ADP-ribosyltransferase activity; NAD+ poly-ADP-ribosyltransferase activity
Source: RefSeq, a predicted model, not a curated record